UAGUAAUGAUAGAGGUAGUUAUUGAUGAGAUCGAAACUCGAAACUAAAGAAAAAUGAUAACAUUAAAUAAUAUAGCCACUAAAUGUUGAACCUUCUGUUAUUAAAUAAUACAUUUUAAUACUCAAAAACAAUGUUGACAGCCAUCUACAUAUAUCAUUUAUAAUUUUAAAUAGUACCUAUAUAUGUUUUUAAUAAAUGUUUGAAUUUACAAUGGUUAUUAAGAAGCAAAUACGUUCACUGAUGUGUAGAGGUCGAAAAAAGAAAAUUGCUAGUUUAGUUAUCAUAUUAAUAUUUUUGAUAAAUGCAAUGUUUUAUGUAAGCUUAGAAUUGUACAAUACAAUCAAAAACAGAAAUAAAGAUCCUUGGUAUAAGAGUUUGCGUUAUGAAAAAGAUUAUGUGGAUAAAAUGGGGAUGCGAGUUAUUGUAGGUCAUUAUGUUGGUGGAAAUUCUGGAGGAAAUUUAUCUCAAGAAAUGAUCAAUACCAACCACUAUGCUCCAAUAGAUGGUGCAGGAGAGGGGGGAAGACCUGUUCAAUUAUUGCAGAGAGAGAUAAUAUCAGCCAGAGACCUGUACUCGCUGCAUUCAUACAAUAUUGUUGUAAGUGAUAGAAUUUCAAUAAACAGAAGUCUUCCUGAUAUGCGAAGUGAAAGUUGCAGAAGAGUUGAAUACGACUUGGAAAAUCUUCCAACAGCGAGUGUAAUUAUAGUCUUCCACAAUGAAGCUUGGUCUACUCUUAUGAGAACUGUGAUGUCCGUAUUAUUAAGAUCUCCAACAGUACUAUUAAAAGAGAUUAUUUUAGUAGACGAUGCGAGCGACCGCAAGUAUUUAGGUAAAGAAUUAGAAGAUGCAAUUGAAAACUUGAAUAAUGUGAAAAUACUAAGGAGUCAUAAUCGAACCGGAUUAGUAGGGGCGAGACUAAUGGGUGCCAGAAUUGCUGUAGGAGAUGUUUUACUUUUCUUGGAUGCACAUUGUGAGGUCACACAAGGUUGGAUUGAGCCGCUCUUAGAGAGAGCAGGAAGUGACGACGUAUUCAUUUGCCCGCACAUUGAUCUCCUCUCCGACGAUACAUUAGCAUACACAAAAAGUAUCGACGCUCAUUGGGGAGCAUUUAGUUGGCGCCUUCACUUCCGUUGGCUGAUGCCUAGCAAUGAGGUAAUGAUAAAUAAGUCUAAAAAUCCUUCUAAACCUUAUCCAACACCAGCGAUGGCAGGCGGUCUUUUCGCUGUGAGAAAGAGUUUAUUUUGGCGCUUGGGAGGGUACGAUGAGGGUAUGGUUAUAUGGGGCGCAGAAAACCUAGAAUUAUCCUGGCGAGCGUGGCAGUGCGGAGCGAGAGUCGAAAUAACACCUUGUUCCCGGGUCGGUCACAUAUUUAGAAGGCAUAGUCCCUACAAAUAUCCCGGUGGUGUUGCGAAAGUUCUGAAUUCGAAUCUUGCGCGAGCUGCAAGUGUUUGGAUGGACGAAUGGGCAGACUUUUUUUUUAAAUUUAACCCUUCAGUUGCUGCAAUACGUGACUCUCAAAGUGUGGGCGAUAGAAUUGAGAUUCGAAAAAAUUUACAUUGCAAAAACUUCAAGUGGUAUUUGGAGAAUGUGUGGCCGCAACAUUUUUUCCCAACCGAUGAGAGGUGGUUUGGAAGAAUACGCAAUGAUAAGGGUGGUUGUAUCGGAGUCACUGCAGGAACCCCUGGGCUCGGGGGGCCCGCUUCGAGUAUAAGUUGUGGAAGUGAUCUCGAUCUAGAUAGAUUAUUAGUGUAUACCGUCGAGGGGAAAGUGAUGGCCGACGAAGGAUUGUGUUUAGAGCAAGGGAAUGGGAGAGCAGUUUGGAAAACUUGUACAGAGAACAUAAAACAGAUUUGGCAACAAAAAGGUCCUAGGUUAAAGACAUUAGAUGGACUUUGUUUGACGUUAGUUAAUGGUGAUAGUGAGGACGGAAUCGGUGACCCUUUGACAGCUAAGCGGUGUUUAAACGACAACAGACAAAUAUGGCAUUUUGAACGAGUGCCUUGGCGUUAAAAAUGUGAUAUUCGUAAGUAAAAAUACUCGUACAAAUAUUAAGUUUAUACUAAAUAGUACUAAAUUUAUUUUGAAAUCUUAACUCAUAUCUAUAAAGUGAUAACAUUUUUUAUGGUUCCGUAGUGAAAUAAAAAGGGAGGUAUUUUGCGUCUUCGAUUUGUGCGAUUAUCUUAGCUAAUAAGUUUAAUUUCGAUUUAGGUCUUGGGGUAGUUGUGACUCCCACAAUCAGUUUUUAGUACAAAAUUCCAUUGUUUUAUUGUAUUUAUGAUUUCAGUUUAAAAAACAAACUCUUUAUUAUGUUGACAAUUCAAUUCGCGUAAGAAAAAACUUUCAAAUUAAUAAGGUUUUGAAGUUUUUUUAAAUGCGUAUACGUGCGGCCUUCUAAUUAGCCUUUAAGAGUUCCUCUAGCCUCCUCUUUCCAUCAACAAAUCAUUUCAGUGGUACCAAAUAAAUUUACCAUAUUCCGAAUUACAUAUGCUUGCAAAUUUUUAAAUCGACGCGAUACUAGAGAUCUAGUUAAAGUGUUAUUAAUAACACGUAUCAUUUUUUACAAUAUAAAACAAUAGUUAAUUUCGAAACUAUGAUUUUUAAAUCCAUUUUUUUCCUUAAUUUUCGUUUUCACUCUGCUUCCUGCUAUUU
Vanessa tameamea is the source of this 2649-nucleotide messenger RNA. RefSeq names its product polypeptide N-acetylgalactosaminyltransferase 3-like. The transcript has 7 exons. Lineage: Eukaryota; Metazoa; Arthropoda; Insecta; Lepidoptera; Nymphalidae. Gene Ontology annotation, cellular component: Golgi apparatus. Gene Ontology annotation, biological process: protein O-linked glycosylation. The record is from RefSeq and is a predicted model, not a curated record. The coding region runs from base 196 to 2010 and encodes 604 amino acids. Gene Ontology annotation, molecular function: polypeptide N-acetylgalactosaminyltransferase activity.